AUGGGUAAGAAGGUGAAACUUCAAUGGGUGGAAAAUGAUAGAGCUAGGAAAGAAUGCUUUAGAAAGAGGAAGGCAAAUUUGUUAAGGAAAAUGGAUGAAAUAACCACCUUAUGCCAAGUGAAUGCCUUUGCCAUCGUAUACGGGCAAGAAAACAAUGAUCCAACGUUGUGGCCUUCUCACCCGGAGGUGGAAGAACUGAUUAAAAGGUUCUUCAGCAUACCGAAUGUGGAGCGGUACAAGAAGUCGUUGAACCAAGAGACGUAUCUUCUGGAGAGGGCGGUCAGAUUCCGAGAAAGAAUAAAAAAGAUCAACAAACAGAUUCGGGAAAUGAAAGUGAACAAACUCGUGCAUCAAGUUCACGAAGGUAAAUCACUGAAUGAAUUUGAAAGAAGUGACAUGACUGAUUUGGUUUCCUUUUGUGAGGAAAAAAUGUACGGGAUCAAGAAAUUGGUUGCGCAUUUGGAGAAAGAGGACCCGAAUCGCGAACAAGGCACCUCCAACUAUGAGAAAGGGAAGGAGAUUGAGAACGCUGCUGGUAAUAUUGCUGCCAAUGGGAUUGAGAACUCUGGAGAUGCCCUAGGGCUGGGGCUGAUGUCUCACAGUGGAGCUGGAAAAGAGGUAGGGCAACCUGAUGUGAGCCAUGAGAUGGUAAAGCAAAGUGAGAAUAUAACUGGAAAAAAAGGUAAGCGCAUUAGACUGAUGGGUGUUGCUAUCGAAGGCAGCGUUGCAGAUGAUGAUGAUGCAGAGGAUCCGCCACAGCAUGGUAACUAG
Malus domestica (apple) is the source of this 771-nucleotide messenger RNA. Its product is annotated as agamous-like MADS-box protein AGL80. The record is from RefSeq and is a predicted model, not a curated record. Gene Ontology annotation, biological process: positive regulation of transcription by RNA polymerase II. NCBI's taxonomy places the organism in Eukaryota, Viridiplantae, Streptophyta, Magnoliopsida, Rosales, Rosaceae. Gene Ontology annotation, molecular function: RNA polymerase II cis-regulatory region sequence-specific DNA binding; DNA-binding transcription factor activity, RNA polymerase II-specific; protein dimerization activity.